Molecule: messenger RNA, 1160 nt
Organism: Canariomyces notabilis
Lineage: Eukaryota; Fungi; Ascomycota; Sordariomycetes; Sordariales; Chaetomiaceae
Product: riboflavin kinase
Exons: 1
Coding region: 220-918 (232 amino acids)
Biological process (GO): riboflavin biosynthetic process; FMN biosynthetic process
Cellular component (GO): mitochondrion
Molecular function (GO): riboflavin kinase activity
Source: RefSeq, a predicted model, not a curated record
UCGACCCCACCACGUCCCCAUCUUGGGAGCCCCGCCAUCGAAACGAUUCAUUCCGCUUCCACCACCACCUCACUCACACUUAUCAACCUCCUAUACCUCCCAUAGCGCGCCCAAGACUCCAUCAUCCCAUCAUCCGUUCGAACCGUUAACCGGCCUCACCACUCCACCGCAAAUCCACCCAGCAAAUCCACCAGACACAAUCCCCCUAUCCCUCCAAAGAUGGCGACCGCAACAACAGAGACCAGCAGCAGUAGACCCCUUCUCAUCGGCCCGGACGCCGGCCCGUCCCCUCCGUACCCUCUGCGCAUGUCCGGCAAGGUAAUAUCCGGGUUCGGGCGGGGGUCCAAGGAGCUGGGGAUCCCGACGGCCAACCUGCCCGUGGACGACGCGCGGACGCCGUGGAUCAGCAGCACGCCGUCGGGCGUCUACUUUGGCUGGGCUUCGCUGCAGCUGCCCUCGACGCACCCGGAUUGCCCCCCCACCACCACCGACGGAGAGACCAACAGCAGCAGCAGCAGUAGUAGUAGUAACGGAUGGAGCGUAUACCCCAUGGUCAUGUCGAUCGGGUACAACCCGUUCUACAAGAACACGGUGCGGUCGGCCGAGGUGCACGUGCUGCACGAGUUUGCGGCCGACUUUUACGGCGUCGACAUGAGGCUGUUGAUUCUGGGCUUCAUUCGCGAGGAGAAGGACUACAGCGGGCUCGACGCGCUUAUCGCUGACAUCAACCUCGACUGCGAGGUUGCGAGGCGCAGUCUGGCGAGGGAGGGGUGGGCGCCGAGGGAGGUGGAAGUGGAAAUCACCGGCGACAACAGCAGUAGGGAGGGAGGGGCAAAGAAGAGACUAAGGGGUACGUUGGCGGCGGGCUGGCUGAUACGGCCCGACGAGAGCGAGGAGAAUGGGGCAGAUGGGAAGUGAGAGAUGGAGGCGGCGGAGGCCAUGGUACGAGCUGGGUGGGGUGUAUAGAGGUUAGAUGAGGCACGAAACGGUCAACCGAUAAACGUAUAGACAGGUCCGGGAGUUUGGGUUAGCCGGACUGGGUGGAGAGUACGUUGGCCCCUCAGCAUGGCGACGGCUCUCAAGCAACGGACAAAAAAAUAAGCAUGCUCAAUUGCGCCCAACCACACAUAGGACUCAACACGGUCCCUUUUUGGAAAGCG